AUGAUUAUAUACGCGCGGGUAACGCUGAUUCAGACGGACAAACCUAACCUAAAGCCUAUUGGACCAGCGAUGUGUUCGGUGGAGCUGUGUACUCGUUCGAAUCGUGAGAAAUUGAUCUUGAAGAUAGGAUGUCAGAAGAAUAAACGACUGGAUUGUGUGAAUUUGGUAAGGAUUUUUGAUUUUUUGUUGGUUUUUAGGUGUUAGCUGAUGUUGCCUUUGAUCAAAUACGCUUUUUUUGGUGUGGAAAGGAAUUUUUUAUUGAAAAUGGACGUUAGGGUAUAAUUAAGGCGUUUUAAGGUUAUACAGCGUUUGUAGUUGUUAUAUACCAAUGUUAUGAUGUUUAAUAUAAUUUCAGAUCUCACAACAAUCUUGCAAACUUCUCAUACCUCGCGAAGAAGAUAAAAUAACCUUUGUCUUGAGCAGAACAUCUCAGAACCUUCUACUAGCAGGACUUCAACCAGGAGUGCGAAAGAAUAUUAUUUUAGUGGUCAAUCACUUCAGAAAUGGCCAAAACUCUCCGCCGGAACAACUAUCUGUCAUAAACAAGAUACUAUGUGGUACUGCUCACUCACAAUCUGUCGAUUUGGCUAAAGAAUUGGUUAUGGGAAAGAAGAAGUUGGAAUUGACCGGUAAAGAUGCUGAAGAAGAUUUUAGAUCCAGAACGGCGUAUCCAGCAUCACUUGAGAGUUUGAUGAUUCAGUUUCCAAUAAGUUUGGAUAACAGACCUUUUAAGUGUUUAAAUUUGAAGAAAUUGAGGUUGAAGAUGAAGAUAGAUGUCAAUAAUCAUAAAGACAUGAAGAAUUUAAAGGGAUUGAGGAUGCUGAAGCUGUUGGAAGAGCUGGAUUUGUCUGAUAAUGGGCUGAUGGAUCUUCCUGUAAGCUUUUUUGAUGGGAACUUGGGUGGUUUUUAGUUAAAUUUUAUAUAAAAUGCUAUUUUUUUAUGUAAAAUAAUAAUUUUUAUAAAAAUUUUACUUUUUAGGACGAAGUCUAUGAAUCGUUUCCAGGAAACUUAAAGGAGUUAAACUUGUCUCAAAACAAUCUUACUGUUCUUCCAGAAAGCUUAAUGCACCUUCCAAGGCUGAUUCAUCUUGAUGCGGCUAGGAAUCAAAUUCAUACUGUUCAUACUAGCGUAAGUUUAAAAAUUAGGUAGUAAUGGUUCAAAUAUUCGACUAAACUUAAAUACUAGGAUGUCAGGAAAUAUUCAGUAAGAGCUGAGGGGAAGUCAUUAAAGAAGUAGUAUCCUUUUCUCAAGCUUAAUUUUUCUUGAUUUGUCUUUUACUGACCUUAUGUGGGCAUUACUAUUCCUUUUUUUUCAGAUUCACAAACUCAUCUCAUUACGAAUUUUUUUCAUCUCCUACAAUCAACUAACCUUUCUGCCAUUAUCAUUGUUUCAAAGACGAAAAUUUGAAAUUUUAUCGUACUUCGAAAAUAACUUCGAACAGAAUCCAACACAAUCGAGACAUGUGAAUAUGGACAUUGGCGUCUACCAACUACAAGUCAUGUGUAUUGUGAAGUUGCUGAACAUGGGGUAGGUGUGGGUCUUGCUAUUAAUUUUUUUUGGGAAGAGGAAGGGGUUUGGCCAUUUUUUAAGGGCGGGGUAAAAAGAAUUUUUUUGGUGGGAGGGGGGGGUGGGAGUUGAAAGUAAUGUUUUUUUUGGCAUUUCGUGAUUUUUUUAAAAAUGAUUUUUUUUUGAGAAUUUCAAAAAAUUUUUUGGGCGUGGUAAUUUUUUUGCAAGGGGUGGAUUUUAAAAAAUUUUUGAUUUAAGAAAAAUAGACAUUGCUUGAAUGAGUAAAAUAGUUUUCUAUAAUAACUAUAUUUUCAAAACGUUUUUUUCUUUUGAAUUGUUAAUUAAAAUACUAAAAAAAACCUUAUUUCAGUAUGAAGUUGUCUCAAAUGUUCCCAUCCAAUUUUAAGAACAAUCUGUACAUGAACCAAUGUUAUCAAUGUCACAAGUACAUGUACAGAGAACACUACGUUGAAGAGUAUUUGGAUGGACGUACGAAAACGGUAAAUAUGAUAGGAUCUCACCAUUGCCAACUUAAUGGCCAUAUUUGUUCAAGUUGUUAUCGGCCGCGACGAGGCGUUAAACGCCUACGUAACUAGAAAAAUUUGAAGUUUUUGUAAAUAGUGAAAAAUAAAUUUUGAGUUUUAAGGGUUUAUGGAAGGUUAGGCUUGAAAUGUUUAAAAAAUAGGCUUAACUGGUUUACGUUUAGUAGGCUAGGCUUAUUAGGCUUGGGUUUUGGUGUUUUGGUCUUAUAAGGCUUGGGUUCUGAAGUUUUGGUCUUAAAAGGCUUGUGCUUAUAAGGCUUAGGCUUUGAAGCCUUAUGCUUAGGAGGCUUGAGCUUAGAAGGCUUCGGUGUAGAAGGAUUGUGCUUAUAAGGCUUGGGCUUAGAAAGCUUGGGUUUAUAAGGCUUAGGCUUUGAAGUCUUGGGCUUAGGAGGCUUGAGCAUAGAAGGCUUGACCUGAUAAGGCUGAGGAAAAAAAGGCGUACGCUUAGAAGGCUGGGACUACUUACGUCAAUAUAACUUUUCAACAAAUUUAAAAAAAAAUUUUAAAGCUUGUCAAACCAUUUAAGUUAUUUUGCUGUUUCUUGAUUGUUUACCUAAAGCAACAUAAAUUGUCGCAAUCCCUUUUUGAAAAAAAAGUAGAGCUGCCUGCACUUAAGGCGACUCAUUUGACCUCAUUUUCGAUACCUAUUGUAAUUUUAAUGAGUGCCGAUCGAAAUAGAUCCUCAAAUAUACUCGGUUUCUUCUUUUGAGUUCGAAAAAAAAUCGAAAUUUCGGAGAAAUUUCAAAAAAAAUUUCGAAAUUUAAAAAAAAUUAAUUUAAAAAAAUUUUAAAAAUUUGCUAAAAAAUAUUAUUGAAGCUUGUUAUUGCUAUCUAAAAACCAUAUUAAAAUAUAUUGGACCCUAAAAGUGCUAUUAUAUCACCUAUGCUGAUGUUACUAUAAUAUUGUAGUAGUGAAUCAAUAAAAGAUUUAUGAAGUUACUACUGAUAUUCUGUUGGUAUUUUGAUGUUAAUUCUAUUUCUGGUGAUCAGUUUGAUAGCUAAUGUUGUUUCGUGUAAAAAAGCUUUGUUUUAUGUACCUACCUUGUCGUAUAGCCAUGUAGCUUUUAAUCUAAAGCUGGCUGAAAUGCUACGUGAUGGUGGUUAUAAUGUUGUAAGUUUAUACUAAAAUCUAUCAACCCAUGUCUUUAAAUCUACCACUUUUACUUUUACUCGUACUUCUACCUCAACUUCUACCUCUACCUUUACUCCUAUCUCUACCCGUAAUCCUACGCGUGCCCCUGCUCCUACCUUUAUAUCUACUACCCCUGUCUUUACAAUGUUUUGUUUUUUUUGUAAAAUACGACGCUUUUAGACAGUUUUAAUUGUUGACAUUGAUCCAAACGUGAAUUAUCAACGGCUAAAGAACGUUACGGUAAGAUAGAUUUUGUUUUUUUUUAUGAUAGUCUUCUAUAAUACAUACGGUUGAGCAUUAAAAGUCGAAGCGAUGUUACACUCUGAGCGUAACUUAUGACAAAAAACAAUUUACAGCACAUUCACGUUGACUUGAACAUGGAGAAAGAUCGUUUAUUGAAGUCGUUGUGGCAGAAUCCGGGUCCCUACGAAGAUGCUAGUCCAUUGAAUCACAAAAUAUUCCUAAAAUUUCUAAAAAUUUCUUCUGUAAUGGUUGAUGCGUGCAAAUGUAAGUUUUGGAAGAUCAAAAUCAUAAUUUAUAGACCUGAAAGGGGUCCACUAGGCCCUUUGCUUAAGGGACAGGGUUCAAACCAAGAAUUCAGGGUAUUAAAUUGAAAAAAUGAAAAUUUAUUUUACUUUAUCCCACCUUACGCAAAUUUACCCUAAUUUACUUUGUCUUGCCAAAACCUGAUAAGGGGCCUAAUCGGCCGGGCUUAAGCAAGUUUGAAAGAGGCCGAAUUUUACAAAAUUCUGCCUUUUCUGCACGUUUUUUUACAAAUUCUGUAGAAAAAAAUUUUAGAUAUAUUCGCGGACCACGCCCUACUCCAACAGUUGCAUGAUGAAAAUUACGAUGUAGGCUUCGUGGAGCAGUAUGAUGCUUGUGGUUUGGGUUUGCUACAAAGAAUUGAAGUUGAAGCAGUUGUGUGGUUAAGUGCGACGGCUAUUUAUAGACUUCAACCUGAGCAAAUCGGGGUGAAUUACCCACUUGGCUAUGUUCCAGGUACUUUUAUGUAGUUUUUUAAAUCAAUUUUUUAAUUUUUAUAAAAAUUGAUUGUUUGGGAAGACAACGUAUUUUACAAAACGGACUAUGGCAAGAACUUUUUUUUACAAACCAAAAAAUGGCAAUAACUUUCUUUAAAAAACGAAAAAUGUCAACAACUUUUGUUAUGAAACAAAAAAUGUCAAGAACUUUCUUCACAAAACAAAAAAUAGCAAGAACUUUCGUUACAAAACAAAAAAUGCCAAGAACUUUCUUUACAAAACGAAAAAUGUCAACAACUUUUGUUAUAAAACAACAAAUGUCAAGAACUUUCUUUACAAAACAAAAAAUAGGAAGAACUUUCGUUACAAAGCAAAAAAUGGCAAGAACUUUCUUUACAAAACGAAAAAUGUCAAGAACUUUCUUCACAAAACAAAAAAUAGCAAGAACUUUCGUUACAAAACAAAAAAUGGCAAGAACUUUCUUUACAAAACGAAAAAUGUCAACAACUUUUGUUAUAAAACAACAAAUGUCAAGAACUUUCUUUACAAAACAAAAAAUAGGAAGAACUUUUGUUACAAAGCAAAAAAUGGCAAGAACUUUCUUUACAAAACGAAAAAUGUCAAGAACUUUCGUUACAAAACAAAAAAUGGCAAGAACUUUCUUUACAAAACGAAAAGUGACAAGAACUUUUGUUACAAAACAAAAAAUGUCAAGAACUUUCUUUACAAAACAAAAAAUAGCAAGAACUUUCUUUACAAAACGAAAAGUGACAAGAACUUUUGUUACAAAACAAAAAAUGUCAAGAACUUUCUUUACAAAACAAAAAAUAGCAAGAACUUUCUUUCCGAUACAAUUUUCUUUAAAAAAUGUUUGUUGGAUAUGUUACCGAUUUAACUAUAAGAACAAUUUUUUCGUAUUUUAGAGCUGUUUUCAUCGUUUUCCGAGCACAUGACUUUUCCUCAACGUAUCCUAAACACAUUGGUAGCUAAAGUAAGUUUCUUCAUCAACAUUUUACAAAUUUAGGUAACUGAACUUACCCACAAGUUCUACUCAAUCGAUUUCGAAAACCAGCUCAUUCGACUAAAAAGUGAUCGACAUCAGCUACGACUGAACUUAAUGUCGUAUGCCACCAAUGUCGAGCUUGUACUGACCAAUAUUUCUCCAGUAUUUGAUUUUACUGCCCCUCAAUCUACUCUAAUUCAACAUAUCGCGGGUAUUACUGUAGCGGAUCCUGAUGUUACAGUAGAUUUAAGUCCAGAAUGGAAGAUUGUAGCCGACGAGGCUUCAGAAGGCUUUAUUCUGAUCACUUUUGGAGCUAUUGCUAAGACUUCGGAAAUGCCUGAGGGUAUUUGGAACUCGUUGGAGAGGGCUAUGAAUCGGUUUGGCAAUGUGUUGUUCAUAGUAAAGUACGAGAGUUUGGCUAACAAGGACAGUUAUUUGAGGAAGAACAAUGUUGUGUUGACUACGUGGAUACCUCAAAUGGCACUUAUGAGUAGGUUUUUAGAAGUAGAGGUAUACGAUGAUUUGAAAACUUUUGGAAACUUGUUGGUUACGGUAAUGAUACUGUAACUUCAGAACCUUUUAAAGUCUUUCACGCAUUGUUAGACUUACAAGACUUAAAUGGUAUAGUAAUGUUGUACUGAUAUAGUAUUGUAACCUUUCAGAACAUCAAAACUAUCGCGGAGUAAUAACUCAUGGUGGGUGGAGUACCGUGCUGGAGUCAAUUUCCAAUGGACGACCGAUGAUUUUAAUGCCAUUAUUUGCUGAUCAUUUUAAGAAUGCUAGAGUUAUCACAGAAAAAAGUUUGGGAAUCUACGUGGACAAGAUGAACGUGAAGAAUGAAACGUUUACUAUGGCUUUGGGGGAUAUUAUCCAUGAUGAACGGUUGGUUUUUGUGACUUUUAAAGGUUUUUUUUGGAUUACUGUACCUUUUUUGGCAUUUUUAGAACACGGUAACAGCGUUUUUUGUUUUAUUCUUACUGUAACAUUGUUUUUAGGAUUUGGAUUACUGUAACAUAAAAUUGGUUUACUGUAACAUUUUUUUUAGGAUUUGGGUUACUGUAAUAUCAAAAAAAUUUUUUGAAGUUAUGGCUAAAAUAAGAUUUUUUACUAAAAGAAUUCGAAAAUGUCAUUUUAGAUACACCAUGAACACAAAAAAGUACUCAAAGUUGCUGUACGACACCGUAAUUCCGACUAAGCGGUUUCUGAUUUCUUCGGUCGAUCGUGCCAUUCGUCGAAAUCGAGCUUCACAUUGGAAACAAGUGGUACGACCCAAGUGUUUGGAUCUCAACUUCAUUCAAUUGUACUAUCUAGACCUAAUUGGUGUUAUUAUGGCUGUUAUUAUAGUUGUUUCAAAGGUAAUAAAGAGCUUUCUUUAA
Bursaphelenchus okinawaensis is the source of this 6538-nucleotide messenger RNA. Lineage: Eukaryota; Metazoa; Nematoda; Chromadorea; Rhabditida; Aphelenchoididae. The record is from the annotation of a GenBank genome assembly.